Messenger RNA from Gasterosteus aculeatus aculeatus (three-spined stickleback), 1419 nucleotides. NCBI's taxonomy places the organism in Eukaryota, Metazoa, Chordata, Actinopteri, Perciformes, Gasterosteidae. The record is from RefSeq and is a predicted model, not a curated record.
AAAAAAACAUUUGUACUUUUAUCUGCAGGAAACAGAAGAAGGGAGCAAAGCUCGCUGGACUAGCCGAGCAGCACGUCAUCGUCUCCGGCGUUGGACUGGCUGUCGAGUCGCAUGGAGAAGAGGUAUGAAGAGCUGGUGCACUACUCGGGGUCGGAGGGCAUGUCGUUGGGGGGGUACGGGGACGACGUCAGGCCCCUUCCUCCCCCACACUACGGACCCACCAUCCCCGACUCGCUCAAACACCACAAAGACCAGAUCUACGGUCACCCUCUGUUUCCACUACUGGCCUUAGUGUUUGAAAAGUGCGAGCUCGCCACCUGCUCCCCUCGAGACCCCGCCCCCCUCUCAGCCACCUCCCACCUCCCCGGCAUGACCAACCACAGCGACGUCUGCUCCUCCGAAUCCUUCAACGACGACAUCGCCGCGUUUGCCAAGCAGAUCAGAUCAGAGAAGCCGAUAUUUUCUUCCAAUCCCGAGCUCGACAACUUGAUGAUCCAGGCCAUUCAGGUUCUUCGCUUUCACUUGCUGGAGCUGGAGAAGGUGCACGACCUCUGUGAUAACUUCUGCCAUCGCUACAUCACCUGUCUGAAGGGCAAGAUGCCCACGGACCUCAUCCUGGAUGACCGGGAGGGCGGCUCCAAGUCCGACAUGGAGGACUUCGCCGGAUCCUGCACCAGUCUGUCGGAGCAGAACGCGUCAUGGUUACGGGAGCCGGAUGAAUGUGCCACUACUCCACUGGGAACGCCGGGUACCUGCGGCCUGCCGUCACACAGCACAUUAGACAACGGUAGCGACACAGGCGACGGGCUGGACGGGGGAGGGGCCUCCCCCAGCACGGGGGACGACGACGACUCCGACAGGGACCGGAGGAACAACAAGAAGAGGGGCAUCUUCCCCAAAGUGGCCACCAACAUCAUGCGAGCGUGGCUCUUCCAGCACCUGUCGCACCCGUACCCGUCCGAGGAGCAGAAGAAGCAGCUGUCCCUGGACACGGGGCUGACCAUCCUACAGGUCAACAACUGGUUCAUCAACGCCAGGAGGAGAAUAGUUCAGCCGAUGAUUGACCAGUCGAAUCGCUCAGGUCAGGGUGGUCCUUACAGCCCGGAGGGGGCGGCUCUCGGGGGCUACGGCCUCGACGGACAGGCUCACCUGGGGCUCCGAGCAGGCCUCCAGGGGAUGUCCUCCCUGCAGGGCGACUACCCCGGCGCUCUGCUCCCCCAGCCGGGCUACCCCCACCACCCGGGUCCCUCCCUCCACCCGUACCCGGGCCCCCACCCCCACCCGGCCAUGCUGCUCCACCCGCCGCCACACGCACACCCCGCAGAGCCGCUCCUCGCCCAGGGACUGGACAUACACGCACACUAGUGGUCGGAUGGGGUGGGGGAGUCGCAGCGCGUUUGUGGGGGUAAAUUACUUGAU